Carassius gibelio (silver crucian carp) is the source of this 741-nucleotide messenger RNA. Its product is annotated as transmembrane protein 161B-like. The record is from RefSeq and is a predicted model, not a curated record. The transcript is spliced from 5 exons. Bases 259 to 726 code for a protein of 155 amino acids. Lineage: Eukaryota; Metazoa; Chordata; Actinopteri; Cypriniformes; Cyprinidae.
CUCUUGCUAUCAUUAAACCGCACAGGCUGGCAGUGGCAGCUCAGUACUGAGAGUCUGAGCGUGACCUCUAUAGCGGUUGAAAACAUAGCGGAUCCUCGGCUCGAUCAGUGGGGUGUUUGUUUAGGUCUUCAUUUUACCUGUCAACACAGUAGCGUUACUCUGAAAUAACAGCACCGCGAGACAGGCUUAUGUGCUCCGUGCCGCUGGAUCUCCGCUCAGGGGUCCUCAGAGAGUCAGAGACAGCACUGCAGCAUCAGUAUGGGUGUGAUCAGUGUGCAGCUGGUGGUUACCAUGGUAAUGGCCAGCGUGAUUCAGAAGAUCAUACCCCACUACUCUUUUGCACGAUGGCUCCUCUGCAGUGGCAGUUUGCGCUGGUACCAGCACCCCACAGAAGAUGAGCUGAGGACUUUAGCUGGAAAACAGCAGAAAGGAGGCAAGAGCAAGAAGGACAGGAAGUACAAUGGGCACUUGGAGAACAAGCCGAUGACUAUUCCCAAAGACAUCGACCUUCAGCUGGAGACUAAAUGCAUCGCAGAAGUGGACACACUCGCUCUGCAUUAUUUUCCUGAGUUCCAGUGGCUGGUGGACUUCACGGUGGCUGCCACUGUGGUGUAUCUCAUCACCGAGCUCUACUUCUGUGUGGCAGAGCCAAGUGGAGAGAUGAACAUCAGUGUGGUGUGGAGCCUGCUGGUCUUGGCCUUUGUCAUGUAUCCCUUUAUAAUUUGAAAUACUGAAAUACUC